Molecule: messenger RNA, 1509 nt
Organism: Helianthus annuus (common sunflower)
Lineage: Eukaryota; Viridiplantae; Streptophyta; Magnoliopsida; Asterales; Asteraceae
Exons: 1
Coding region: 1-1509 (502 amino acids)
Biological process (GO): proteolysis
Molecular function (GO): zinc ion binding; nucleic acid binding; aspartic-type endopeptidase activity
Source: RefSeq, a predicted model, not a curated record
AUGACGGAUAAGGGAAAUGACGAAGCGGUGCCUAGAGUCACCGAGCAAAUGAGAGAAGUGAUUGCUGAAGAGGUAGGAAAAGCAAUCGAGAACAGUUUGUCGGGUUUCAUCGAUAAAAUCCAAAACACGGUGUUAUCAGUGGUGGAUGAAAGAAUAAAGAAAUUGGAGGAUAAUGCCAAUUUAGCUAAGGAGAAAUUGGGAGAGCGUAAGGGUUGCUCGUACAAGGAAUUUAUGGCAUGUAAACCGCCACUCUAUCACGGAGAAGUGGAUCCGAUAGUGUGCCAAAGAUGGUUGAGUGAUAUUGAAGGGGUGUUCGAGAGAACCCACUGUGAUACAAGUGACUUCGUAGCUUAUGGAACGGGUCAACUGAGGGGCCAAGCAAAAGACCGGUGGGAUAAUAAGAAAAAGGAGAUUGGUAAUGAAGAGGCGAAGGCGAUGACAUGGGACGAGUUUAAGGUACCAUUCCUUAAACAUCACAGUCCCAAAGCAGUUAUCAAUCGGAUCAAAGAAGAGUUUAUCCAGCUUAGACAGAAGGGCGAAUCUAUUGACAAGAUCACGGGAAUCUUUCUCGACAAACUAAGGUUUUGUGAAGAAUUGGUGACAACCGAAGAACAAAAGGUGUAUUACUAUUAUAAUAUGCUAAGCGCGGAGUAUCGGGAGUUCAUGACUCCCUCAAAAUACGAAACCCUCACCGAAAUCAUCAACGCCGCUCGAGAAAGAGAAAUAGAGUUGAAGAAACAAAUUGAAAGGGGUGAAAGAAGGGCACAAGAGGUUAAUCCAAGCCCUACGAAAAAGGCACGCGUGACAGAUUCAUCAAAGAAACAAGAAGGAAAGAGCAGUACGCCAAGUUGUAAAGUGUGCGGGAAGGGACACAAGGGUGAGUGUCGAUUUAAGGACAAGCCGUGUCCUAUUUGUGGGAAGACAGGGCACACGGCUGCGUUGUGCCCGGGGAAAAUGUCGGUGUGCUACAAAUGUUAUCAGCCGGGUCACAAGAAAUCUGAGUGCCCGGAGUUGGUCGGAAAGAAGGACGACAAGAGUACGCACACAGAGGCACCAAAAGCAAAAGCAAGAUCCUUCCAGUUAACAGCAGUGGAGGCGAAAACGGAGCCCGAUGUGGUCUCAGGUAUAUUUGCCAUAAACUCAGUUCCUGCACAUGUGUUAUUUGAUACGGGUGCGAAUAAAUCCUUUAUUUCGCAUGGACUUAUUCGACAUCCUUCCUUUGUACUAACAAAAUUACCUAUACCAUUAGAGGUAGAAAUAGGUGACAACAAAAACUUCCUUGUAUGUGAUAUAUGUCGAGAUUGCAAAAUAAGCAUAGACGAUGAGGAAUAUCCCAUAGACUUAAUUCCUAUGUCCAUGGGAGAAUUCCAAGUAGUGGUCGGGAUGGAUUGGUUAUCCCGACAUCAUGCAAAGGUCAUGUGUUUCCGCAAGGAGAUAAAAUUAACAUCUCCAAGUGGGAAAUCGGUCACCAUACAUGGCGAGAAAGAGGGUAAACCUGUUAUGUGCUAG